Molecule: messenger RNA, 1776 nt
Organism: Paramisgurnus dabryanus
Lineage: Eukaryota; Metazoa; Chordata; Actinopteri; Cypriniformes; Cobitidae
Source: RefSeq, a predicted model, not a curated record
CAUACACUACCCCCUUUCACAGUUGUACCACCUCUCUCUGGUCCCUGGUCCUCCACCCUCAGUAGAAGCUGCUGUAUUUCCUGUAGCUCUUUGUCUAAGGGAAAUGCUAAAAUAAGCACUGGAGUGCCUGGAUACAAGCACAUCUCUUUCCCACCACUUUGUUGCUCUACUCUGAAGCAACCAGCUUUCCUGGUUGUUUUUGGCUGUUAGAGAAGAACUGUGCCAUGGAUAUAAAGAUUUCAUACUUCCUCUUUUCCUGUGUUCUGAUAUGGACAGGUAGUGAUGGGAAUUCUAAUGAAACUAGUCCUUCACCACCCAACAGUGUCACUACAGCUGCGAAUGAUAUUGAUCCUUUACCAAAUGCUUCGAGUACCAGUUCACCUACGACAUUACAUUCUAUAAAUACCGUAACAGGUAUUCUGGAAGGUGGGGCUAUAACAGAAAAGCCUACAGCUACAGCUACAGCUAAACCUACAUCUACACCCUUUGUCAAUGUCACAUCAAGCCCAGAAGCAGGAAAUCAGACUGGGAAUUCAUCAACUGGAAUGGAAAAUAGUAAUUCUACCACCACCAAACAGACAAGUCUGCCAAAAGAUUCAUCUACCAGGAGUCCUGUUUCAGUAACAACACAAAAACCCAAAUCAACAUCAACACCAAAUCAUCCUGGUUCCAGUGGAAAUCUCAAUGAUGAUCAAAAACCUAAAGAAAAUUCAGAAAAGAAAUAUCUUUGGAUUUUGUUGCCUGUCCUAUGUGUUCUGCUGGCAGCAGCGAUAUAUUUGAAAUCCAAGUGCAAAAAAGUCCAGCAUCGACCUGAGAUGACUGACAAUGGAACAGAAAAUGCUUCUUUCCAGAGGACAGACAGUAACAAAGAUGGUGUUAUGCUGUUAGGAGUGAGUAAGACGUCAGGUGGCGAGGACAAUGCUUCAGCAAUAUGAAUAGCAAAGAAUACUGCAAAAAAAAAAUCUGAAGCGGCAUAUUGUUAGCCAUGGAUUUACAAACACUGUUACUCCUCUUAGAAAUCAACAACCAAUGAGGACAGAGGAAGUGAUGAAGACCUGGUGAUACAUUUAUAGACGGAAGAAAGGAAACAGCGAGUAUUUCUGUUUAAAGGAAACAAAUGUUCAGAUACACUAACAGACUUUUAAAUUUUAAUUCUUCACUAUUGUUUAUCCUAGCAUAAUUUUAAGCGACAGUAGUGUGGAAUUUAAGUGGAAAGACUGAGUUCCCUUUGUAACAGCUUUUCAACUUGUGAUAUACUUGAGCAUAAUGUAUUUUUUGGCUGUAUUAACUAGUUUGUCAUGAUGACUGCCUUUAUUUUAUUCGUUCACAUCAGCUAUGUUAUUUGGCGCGUUUUUAAAUGGUUUUCUUUACAGCAAAAAGCGUUUUUUAUUUUUAUACUAUUUUGUAGUAGAUUUUUCUUCGUUUUCAAAUGUUCAGCAAGUCAAAUAAAUUGAUGGUGUAGCUACUAUAUAAGAUGCUAUUAAAUAUAUGCUGUAUUAACCAUUACUGCACAUGUUUUCAUCUGUUUCAUGAAAUUGACAGGCUGAAUUGUUAAGAGAAUAAACUAUUUGUCUUUUUUGUUUUUACUUGUUCGUAUGCACUGUUAUAGAUAUAGUUUUGAUCUUUAAAGUCAUUUAUAGAGAUUCAUCUUUGUAUUAUCUGUCUAUGUGUGUGUUUAAGUGACAGCUUGAAAAUAUUCCUUCUCUGUGUUUUUUAAUCAUGAGUCAUUAAGAGGAUAGUUCACCCAGAAAUAAACAUUUUGUUAAUAUUUACACA